AUGGCCCCGUCCUUGCUCAAGGUCACGGCUGUGGCCCUGGCUUUGUCCAGCAGUGCUUCGGCCGUCAAGUUUGAGAUGCGUGGCAUCGACACCUCUUCCGUUGCUAUCAUCAGCACCACCACAGCCGCCGCCAGCUCAACCGUCACACCCAUGCCCGACGAUGAUGACCUCGACUGGUGCGACGACGAUGAUCUGAGCACUCCCAUCAGCACCCCGGACAGCACUCCCAUCAGCACCCCCAGCGUCCCUGCCAGCACUCCCAGCGGAACUGCUCCUCCCAGCGGUACAGCUACUCCCAGUGGAACUGCCACCCCUAGCGCCACCAGCACUCCCAACCCCGAUGAUGAGUGCGAUGAUGAUGAUGUGAGCACACCUGGAAGCACUCCCCCAGCUUCCACCACGCCUGGUGUCUCUGCUUCCAGCACCCCCGCUGGUACUCCUUCUGCUUCCAGCACUCCCGAUGCCUCAGAUGUUUCCACCCCCGGAGCUACUCCUUCUGCCUCCAGCACUCCUGAUGCUUCGGAUGUUUCUACUCCUGGAGCUACUCCUUCUGCCUCCAGCACUCCCGAUGCUUCAGACGUUUCCACCCCCGGAGCUACCCCAUCAGCAUCUGAUGUCUCUACCCCUGGAGCUACGCCUUCUGCCUCCAGCACUCCCGAUGCCUCUGAUGUUUCCACCCCUGGAGCUACUCCUUCGGCAUCCGAUGUCUCUACCCCUGGAGCUACUCCUUCCGCCUCUAGCACUCCCGAUGCUUCAGACGUUUCCACCCCCGGAGCUACUCCCUCGGCAUCUGAUGUUUCUACUCCCGGAGCUACGCCUUCUGCGUCCAGCACUCCCGAUGCUUCAGACGUUUCCACUCCAGGAGCUACUCCCUCGGCUUCCGAUGUUUCCACCCCCGGAGCUACUGCCUCUGCUUCCAGCACUCCCGAUGCCUCUGACGUUUCUACCCCUGGAGCUACUCCCUCCGCAUCUGACGUUUCCACCCCCGGAGCCACGGCUUCUGCCUCCAGCACUCCUGGUGCUUCGGAUGUGUCUACUCCUGGAGCCACUCCCUCCGCCACCGGCACUCCCGGUGUCUCGGGUACUACCACUCCCGGAGCCAGCGCUUCUGGAACCACCACGCCCGAGGUUACUCCUUCCACCUCAGACGACUUCACUCCUCUGCCUACCAUCAUUGAGUCCGAGACCAGCACCCCAGAUGCCUCCACCACCGGUCCUUUCACCCCUGGAGCUUCCGGCACCACCACCCCCGGCGGUAACGCUUCUGCUACCACCACUCCUGGUGCCACCGCCUCCGGAACCACUACUCCUGGUGCCACUGCCUCCGGCACCACCACCCCCGGAGGCAACGCUUCGGGCUCCACCACUCCCGUGGCUACUCCUUCCGCCACUUCGGAGGAGCCUUCUGACUCUUUCAGUGCUCUGCCCACCAUCAUUGAGUCUGACUCUACCACUCCUGCUGCCUCCACUGGUCCCUUCACUCCUGGUGUUUCCGGCACCACCACCCCUGGAGGCAACGCUUCUGCCACCACCACCCCUGGUGCCAGUGCCACAGGUACCACCACUCCUGGCCAGAGCAACUCUGGAGCUGCUUCCUCCACCGCUGGUCAGUCCACCAACUCCGGUGCUGCCUCUUCCACCGCUGGUGGUAACGGUAACUCCUCUGCUUCCUCCACUGCUGGUGGUAACGGCAAUGCUUCUGCUUCCUCCACCGCUGGCGGCAACGGCAACGCUUCUGCUACCUCCACUGCUGGUGGUAACGGUAACGCCUCUGCUACUUCUACUGCUGGCGGCAACGGCAAUGCUUCUGCUUCCUCCACCGCUGGUGGCAACGGCCAGCAGACCGGUGCCAGUGUUAACCCUACUGGUGGUAACGGCCAGCAGACCGGCGGCAACGCCAACCCUACUGGUGGAAACGGCCAGCAGACUGGUGCUGGUGUCACGAGCACUGGCUCUGGCGACAUUCCCAUGACCACUUCCACUGUCAGGACGACCCAGGUCCGCACUGUCACCCAGUGCCCUCCUACCGUCACCAACUGCCCUGCCGGCAACGGUCCUUAUGUUGUCACUGAGACUGUCGAUCUGUACACCACUGUCUGCCCUGCUGUCCCUGUCACCACCUCCACCGUCUACAAGACCCAGGUCCGCACCGUUACCCAGUGCCCUCCCACCGUCGUCAACUGCCCCGCCAACGGCAAGGGAAGCUGGACUAUCACUGAGACCAUCCCCUGGUACACCACCGUCUGCCCCGUCUCUGCCACCACCACUGGAACUGCCAAGCGUGAGACCUUCACCACCACCUACACCACCACUGGUGUCUCCAACGGUGUCCCCACCCAGUCCGUUGUCACCAAGACCUACUGCCCCGUUUGCGAGCAGCAGGACAAGACCAAGACUGGUGUUGCCAGCGCCCCGGCUACCGUCACCCUCGUGCCCGGCCAGUCCAACGGUGGCCAGAGCCAGCCCACCGGUGGCGCCCAGAGCGGUGCUCAGAGCCAGGCCGUCCAGUCCGGCUCUGCCGCUACCUCCAAGGCUGCCGGCUCUUCCGGCGGUGUCGUUACCAGCGCCGUCAACCAGGCCACUGCUCCUGUCAGCACCUCUCCUGUCACCACCAGCGCUGUCAAGGCCGGUGCUGCCAAGGUUGGUGUCAGCCUGAUCGGUGCCAUGGGUGUUGCCCUCGCUUUCUUCCUGUAG
Clonostachys solani is the source of this 2694-nucleotide messenger RNA. NCBI's taxonomy places the organism in Eukaryota, Fungi, Ascomycota, Sordariomycetes, Hypocreales, Bionectriaceae. The record is from the annotation of a GenBank genome assembly.